Alternaria rosae is the source of this 858-nucleotide messenger RNA. RefSeq lists its product as uncharacterized. The transcript is spliced from 3 exons. The coding region runs from base 200 to 799 and encodes 199 amino acids. Lineage: Eukaryota; Fungi; Ascomycota; Dothideomycetes; Pleosporales; Pleosporaceae. The record is from RefSeq and is a predicted model, not a curated record.
UCCAUCUGACGUAUUUGACUUGAAUCUGCUUUUUAUACGGAGGGUUUACGCGCAUCACAUCGGAACGAAACGCAACGAAGCGCAACGCAGCGCAUUGUUACUUGGAGUCUUGAGCAAAGCGCAUUCGCAUCCACAUCCACAUCCGCCUUCGCAUAUUGAAUCCCAUCCUCAUCCCUCUGGCCUGGACCGAACCGGAAACAUGGCGCUAUCAUCCGAGCAAAAGCAGAUGAGAUUCCUAGCCGUUGUGCUCCCCUCCCUCACACUGUGCACACACACGCUCCUCGCCCUCUCCUUCCUCCUCCCCGGCUCAGAUCCCAAUCGCGCCGUUUUCUCCAUCACAUACAAUGCCAUCGCCGGCAGCGCAAGCAUGUUAGGCCUGGUGGGCGCUAUACGGUUACUACCACGCCUAGUGUCAGCUUACACCAUCGUCCACGCCAUCACGCUAUCCUUCGUUACCAUCGCGCUCGUAAACCUGAUUCUGCCCUUCGAUUUCCGGUUGCUGAAUCCGGUUAUUCCGAGCUAUGCCGUUGAUGGGCCGUUGUUGUGCCGCGAUAUUGAUGCUGGGUUCGGGUGGGAUGACGAAUGGUUGGAGAAGUGCUCGAUGACUUUCAUUGUCGUCAAGUUUGCAAUUGCGGGACUGGGGUUGAGCUUGAUGGGUGCGCAGUGGUGGGCGCUGUGUAGUGUGAGAGCGUGGGGUCAGGAGCUGGGAGGUCCGGACAGGAAUGGGGAGGGGGAUGUGGAAAAGGCUGGCCUUGAACAGAGGGAUGGUAUGAGAUAUGAUGAAAAGACGGGGUUGUAAAUGACUUAUGAAUUAAAGAGUAUGAACAACAUCGGCCCGAACAUCGAGACCUGCCCGUC